AUGGUGUCAAAAAACUAUUCAGUCUUAGACGCGACCCAAUUAGAUUCUGAAGAUUAUCAUGAACUAGACAUGCCUAACUCAGAUUUAAUUUUUACCUGGCCAUUCGAACCCACAAAAAACGAAGGGUGUGUUGUGAAAACGGUAAUAUUUGCUUACACUAUGGGAACCAAUGUUAGAGGAAUUAUUUCUUGA
Messenger RNA from Priceomyces carsonii, 192 nucleotides. RefSeq lists its product as uncharacterized. Bases 1 to 192 code for a protein of 63 amino acids. The record is from RefSeq and is a predicted model, not a curated record. Lineage: Eukaryota; Fungi; Ascomycota; Pichiomycetes; Serinales; Debaryomycetaceae. The transcript has a single exon.